GGGCAGGCCGCGGGGGGCGGUUCCCGCCGGGCCGGGGUGCCGCGAUGCCGGGGGCACCGCGGGGGCCGGGGCCGGGGGCAGGGCGGGAGGCGGCCGCCCGCCGCCGGCGGCGUCGUCGUCCUCCCCCUCGCCCCGCCUAGGCCUUUGCCGGGGGCUGCCGGGCUGCCCCCGCCGCGCCGCUCGCCCGGGCCUCCGGCGCUGACGGGAGGAGCCGCGAAGGUGAAGGAACAGAGGGGUGACAUUGUGGGUCACAUGCAGGUCCUGCCCCGAGGAAUGGCUGCAGAUGUCCACAAGAAGAAAGGCUGGGAAGUGCCCAACGGGUCCCUGGCACCGGGAGAUGGGCAGCACGCGGAGCGGUCCGAGAGCCCCACGCCAGGGCUGGCGCAGGGGACGGAGCCAGGGGCGGGCCAGGAGGGAGCCAUGUUCGUGCACACCCGCUCCUAUGAGGACCUGACGAGUCCCGAGGACGGGGCGGCCGCGGCACGGAGCCCGGAGGAGAGGCGGGGGGAGCCGGCCGAGCCAACCAGCAUGGAGCAGAUCAGCAAGGACUUCAGCGAGCUGAGCACGCAGCUCACGGGCAUAGCCCUCGACCUGGAGGAGGAGAUGAGGCAAAGCAAGGAGGGGAAGCUGGAGCCGUCCCCGCAGACCACCCGCCGCGACUCGGUGCUGUCGGGCAAGGAGGAGGAGGAUGUGACCAUGGACGCCUGGCGCAUGCACCGGAAGCACGUCUUUGUGCUGAGCGAGGCGGGCAAGCCCGUGUACUCCCGCUAUGGCUCCGAGGAGGCCCUCUCCAGCACCAUGGGUGUCAUGAUGGCCCUGGUGUCCUUCCUGGAGGCUGAGAAAAACGCCAUCCGGUCCAUCCAUGCAGCAGAUGGCUACAAGGUGGUCUUUGUGCGGAGGAGCCCGCUGGUGCUGGUGGCAGUGGCGCGGACCCGGCAGUCGGAGCAGGAGAUCGCCCACGAGCUGCUCUACAUCUACUACCAGAUCCUGAGCCUGCUCACCUGGACCCAGCUCAACCACAUCUUCCAGCAGAAGCAGAACUAUGACCUGCGCAGGCUCCUGGCUGGCUCCGAGCGCAUCACUGACAACCUGCUGGACCUCAUGGCCCACGACCCCAGCUUCCUCAUGGGUGCCGUGCGCUGCCUGCCCCUGGCCGCCAGUGUCCGGGACGCUGUCAGCACCAGCCUCCAGCAGGCCAAGGCCAAGAGCCUGGUCUUCUCCAUCCUUCUGUCAGGGAACCAGCUGGUGUCUCUCGUGAGGAAGAAGGAUCAGUUCCUCCACCCCAUUGACCUCCAUCUGCUCUUCAACCUCAUCAGCUCUUCUUCCUCCUUUCGGGAGGGCGAAGCCUGGACUCCUAUUUGUCUCCCAAAGUUCAACUCCAGCGGCUUCUUCCAUGCCCACAUCUCCUACCUGGAGCAGGAGAUGGACCUGUGCCUCCUGCUGGUCUCCACCGACCGUGAGGACUUCUUCACCGUCUCUGACUGUAAGCGGCGCUUCCAGGAGCGCCUGCGGCGGCGGGGGGUGCACCACGCUCUGCAGGAGGCCCUGCGCACCCCCUUUUACAGCGUCGCCCAGGUGGGCAUCCCCGACCUCCGACACUUCAUCUACAAGUCCAAGAGCUCUGGGCUCUUCACCAGCCCUGAGAUUGAGGCACCCUACGUGCGGGAGGAGGAGAAGGAGAGGCUCUUGGGGCUCUACCAGUACCUCCACAGCCGGGCUCACAACUCUUCACGCCCCCUGAAGAACAUCUACUUCACAGGCCCCCGUGAGAACCUCCUGGCGUGGGUAACCAGCGCCUUCGAGCUCUACAUAUGCUACAGUCCCCUGGGGACCAAGGCUGGUGCCAUCAGUGCUGUCAACAAGCUCAUGAAGUGGAUCCGCAAGGAGGAAGACCGACUCUUCAUCCUCACGCCCCAGACCUACUGAUAGGCAUUGCCCAGGGCAUGGUGCCAGCCGGGGGAGCCCCUGCUGUGCCAGGGAGCCUGUCCCCCGGGGAAGCCCGGGCCGUGAGUCCAGGGGAGAGGGCAUGGUGGGACUCCAGAGCGUGGGGAAACCCACCCACGGGACUGUCCAACCUGGGUGUUAGAGAUGGGUUGCACAGCUGCCAGGGGAAGGGGUGAGCAGGACUUUCUCUCAUUUGCAGGCAAUGCCCCCAGCUGGGGGGACUGCCCUUCCUCUGCAGCCCCUGGCUCCAUCCCUCAUUGUGGGGGUCCUGGAGUGGGGCUACUGGUACCCCGGGUUGCUGGAGGAGAGCUGAGACCCUGGGACCUGCUGCCUGUGCCUGACACCCUCCUUUCUCUGCCAUCCUGCAGCUGUGCCAAGGGUGGGGGUCCCCGGGGGAGAAUGUGGCAGCACUCGGAGGACCCCUGUGCUGCUGUGCCCACAGAUGGUGGGUGACACCACCCAGGUGGAGGACAGGGCUGGCCUGGGGCAUGCACGGCUGCUCUCCCUGCCCUGGGGGAGCCAGGCCCCCCAAGUGCCAGGUAGCCCCUGGCAGUCCCGAAGCCCUGCCCUGGCAGGUUUGCCCCCUUGGUGUCUGCGUGAGCCUGGACCCUUCCCACCGUGGCCUUGAGAAGGUUGUCCCUGGGGUCCCUGGCAGGCAGGGUGGUGGUGGGUCAGCCUGCCCUGGCUGGGACAGCAGGGUCCUGCCCACCUCCCCACGAGGACACAGCAGCCCCAGAGAGACUUGGGGUACCGGGGUGCCCAUCGGGGUGCUUGUGGGCUCAUGGUGCUGGCUCCGGGCAGCGGACCCUAAAGGGGAGGCUCAAGCACAGCCCCCUGGAGACCCCACUGGCAUGGGGCCCUGGUGCCCCCCCAGCCCCAAGGAGGGUCUUCCCCUUGGCGCAGGGCUACCUGUCCCCCAAACCCAGCCCCUCGAGCCAGUUAUGCUGAGCUUGCUGCAUGGGGGCCACCUCCUCCCCAUCCAUCCCCGGGCACUGGUGUGGGGCUGAGCACCCGUGAAUGCACGGCGGGCACAGGCCGACCCCAUGUUUUGGGGUUGUCAGCCGAGCACUGGGGUGGGUGUUUGAGGAGGGGCAGAGCCACCAGGGUGGCACCCACACACCGAGGGAGCUGGGAGGGACCUGGCAGGGCUAGCGCAGGGACUCUGCUCCUGUAUUUAUGCUCCUGCCAGAGUGUAAUCGCUUGUCUUUUGCUCAUAAACAUUAUCUGGACCCUAA
Molecule: messenger RNA, 3179 nt
Organism: Harpia harpyja (harpy eagle)
Lineage: Eukaryota; Metazoa; Chordata; Aves; Accipitriformes; Accipitridae
Gene: MON1A
Product: MON1 homolog A, secretory trafficking associated
Exons: 6
Coding region: 253-1926 (557 amino acids)
Biological process (GO): protein targeting to vacuole; vesicle-mediated transport
Source: RefSeq, a predicted model, not a curated record